Lactuca saligna is the source of this 1696-nucleotide messenger RNA. The record is from the annotation of a GenBank genome assembly. Lineage: Eukaryota; Viridiplantae; Streptophyta; Magnoliopsida; Asterales; Asteraceae.
AUGGACUUCGACAUCACCUUCCUUGUCCUCAUCUCUUCUCUCAUUCUUUCAUUCUUCGUUAUUCUUAAGAGAAAAGCUAAUGCUUCAAAAUCUAUAAACCUCCCACCAGGUCCACCAAAACUACCCAUCAUCGGAAACGUCCACCAGAUCGCCGGAGCACUGCCGCACCAUGCAUUCCGUGACUUAGCCAAGAAAUACGGUCCCAUCAUGCACAUGCAACUCGGCCAGAUCUCCGCCAUCAUCGUCUCGUCACCUAAGUUAGCCAAAGAAGUCUUCAAAACCAACGAUCUCGCACUAGCCAGCCGUCCAUAUGCACUCGUCGCUGAUAUUGUGUUGUAUGGGAGCUCCGACGUUGCUCUUGGCCCUUACGGCGAUUACUGGAGACAAAUGAAGAAGAUGAUCACCGUUGAACUUUUAAGCGCCAAGAAAGUCCGGUCGUUCAGUGGAUUCCGGGAAGAAGAGGUCGACCAUUUCAUUGAGUUCAUUCGAUCGACCUGUGGAAAACCGGUGAUCUUACGUAAUAAGGUAACGGAAAUGAUCAACAACAUCGUGUGCAAAUCUUCGUUUGGUGGUAACUGUAAACAACAAGAUGUAUUGAUCGAAGUUGUGGAUGAGUUGGGAAGAUUGAUUCACAAGAGUCUUGAUAAGAUUUUUGAAGAAAUCUUUGAGGAACGGAAAAUCAAAAGACAAAGUAACAAAGAAUCCGAAGACGAUCUGCUUGAUGUUCUUCUCUCCAUCAAAGAGAGCGGUGGCUUACAGUUCCCUAUCACAGACGACAACAUCAAAGCUGUUUUUGUGAAUAUGUUUAGCGGAGGCACCGAUACAAGUGCUAUGACAAUCGAAUGGGCAAUGACAGAACUGAUGAGAAACCCUAAAGUCAUGGAGAAGGCACAAAAAGAAGUGAGAGAAACAUUUAAGGGAAAGAACAAUAUCACCGAGAGCGACUUAGAACAGUUGGUUUACCUCAAAUACAUCAUCAAAGAAACUCUAAGGCUUCACCCUCCUCUACCUUUGUUGCUUCCAAGAGAAUGUAGAGAGCAUUGUCAAAUCGAUGGUUAUGAUAUACCAGUGAAAACGAAAGUGAUUGUCAACGCUUUUGCAUGUGCAGUUGAUCCUGAAUAUUGGGAUGAUGCAGAAAGUUUCAAACCAGAGAGAUUCGACAACUCUUCUGUUGAUUUUAUGGGUACAAACUUUGAGUUCGUCCCAUUUGGAUCAGGGAGGAGGAUGUGUCCUGGGAUUAAUUUUGGUUUGAUUUCCAUCGAGUCUGCUCUUGCUCAAAUGUUAUACUACUUUAAUUGGCAACUUCCUUCUAAAUCAAGCCCUACAAGUAUUGAUAUGACAGAGAACGAUGGAGCCACUGCAGUAAAGAAAAUCCCAUUGCUUGUAACUCCAACUCUCUAUUCUUCAUCUUGACGAGCAAUUUAAUAGUGAGAACAAAUAAGAUCAAAGGUUGCUGAGCCUUAUCUAAGCUUCUAUGUGUAGAAUAUGUUUUAUUUUUUUUUUAAUUUCUUUUAUUUAUGUAAUGUUGUUAUUAAUUAAGUAAUACGCAUGUUUAAAAGUAUACACAUUGAAUAGAACUUACCUCAUCAUCUCAGAACUACUCGCAAAUGGAAAAGCAUGAUAAAUAGCAAAGUAUUUUGUGUUUUGUAUCAGUACAUGUAAUAUAUACUUGAAUUGAUUUUUCCAUAGUAGCAAG